Acanthoscelides obtectus is the source of this 615-nucleotide messenger RNA. The record is from the annotation of a GenBank genome assembly. NCBI's taxonomy places the organism in Eukaryota, Metazoa, Arthropoda, Insecta, Coleoptera, Chrysomelidae.
AUGGACGUGAAAAACGCAAAAAGCGGAAAGAGAAAGGAAAGUGGAGCUGAUGGUCGGAAAAGACGUAAAGUAGAGAAACAUGAAUCGGAAAAAUCAAGCAAGUUCCUCAAGGCCUUUUUGAAGAAGUCAAAUGAGAACAAAUCAUCCUGUUUCGAGAAAUCACCAUCACCUGAUGCAGUUUUUUCAAAAUCAAGGAAUAGCUCUAGCGAAUCAGAAAAGGAGGAAAUGGACUUAUCGCCAAAAAAAUGCAAUUCGCCAGAAGAAGAAAAAUUACCAGAAAAUAACAUUUUACAUACAAAUGAUUUCGAAAAACUUCCUAGUGAAAUAGAAAACCUGAUACAAUACCAUGACAUCGGGCAUCUGAAAUUUGAUGAAAAUUCUGGGAGAGCAAUUGUAACCAACACAACGAGACUAGAAAUAAUUAAGCUCGGUUGGAAAUAUUUUCAAAAUUCGGACGGGCCAUUUCUACCAACAAACAAUCGUUCGAUGACUCAAAAUUGGUUCAAGAAAAAGUUAGGAGAUGGACGUGGUGAAGAAGUUACUCGAUCUUGGCUGGUGUACCCCGUUCAAGAAAUCAGCAUUUUGUCUUUGCUGCAUUCUGUUUUCAAAUUCUGA